CGCGUCCAGACAUGUCGACAGUGAGUGGUGGGGGCGUGGACUUGCGCUUCUGCUGUGGGCUCGGAGAGCGAAUACCUGCCGCUCGCGGCUUUUUCGCCCUAUAUAGUGCAGCGCAGGAUCGGAGGGCGGGGACGGCCGGGCGAGCCUGCCAAUGGGAGCGCGUGCCGCCACGCGUCCCCGCGAUCCCGAGGGAGCGGCGCCGCCAUAAAGGGGGAAUCCGGGGGCGGCCCGGCAACAUUCGCUCGCCGUCUGGGAACGAAGAAGCAGACAUGCCCCCCAAAGCAUCAGGAAAGGCCGCCAAGAAGGCUGGCAAGGCCCAGAAGGCCAUCGCCAAGGGUGACAAGAAGAAGAAGCGCAGGAGGAAGGAGAGCUACUCGAUCUACAUCUACAAGGUGCUCAAGCAGGUCCACCCCGACACCGGCGUCUCCUCCAAGGCCAUGUCCAUCAUGAACUCCUUCGUGAACGACAUCUUCGAGCGCAUCGCCGCCGAGGCCUCUCGCCUGGCCCAUUACAACAAGCGCUCCACCAUCACCAGUCGGGAGAUCCAGACGGCCGUCCGUCUCCUCCUGCCCGGUGAGCUGGCCAAGCACGCCGUGUCCGAAGGCACCAAGGCCGUCACCAAGUACACCUCCUCCAAAUAAGCAACCCACCAACUUGCUUGCACUGGAAAAGAACCGGCUCCAUCGGAGCCACAAA
Eriocheir sinensis (Chinese mitten crab) is the source of this 696-nucleotide messenger RNA. Its product is annotated as histone H2B-like. The transcript has a single exon. Bases 12 to 641 code for a protein of 209 amino acids. The record is from RefSeq and is a predicted model, not a curated record. Gene Ontology annotation, molecular function: DNA binding; structural constituent of chromatin; protein heterodimerization activity. Lineage: Eukaryota; Metazoa; Arthropoda; Malacostraca; Decapoda; Varunidae. Gene Ontology annotation, cellular component: nucleosome.